Molecule: messenger RNA, 3683 nt
Organism: Cyprinodon tularosa
Lineage: Eukaryota; Metazoa; Chordata; Actinopteri; Cyprinodontiformes; Cyprinodontidae
Exons: 2
Coding region: 33-3683 (1216 amino acids)
Biological process (GO): DNA integration
Molecular function (GO): nucleic acid binding
Source: RefSeq, a predicted model, not a curated record
GCAGUGGAAGAUCCAUAGAGACCUACGCGUUUAUGGAUCCUGGGAGUACAGCCACGUUCUGUACGGAGGACCUUAGAAAGAAGCUGAAUGAGAAGGGAAAGCUAACUCAGAUCUCCUUGAGCACAAUGUGUCAGAACGAAGCAGAGAAACGAAAGUUGGUCAACAGCUACCUACUUAUGGACCUUGAAGUGUGUAGUCUUAAUGGAGAGGAGUACUUUUGGCUACCUAAAGUUUUCACACACAACGACAUUCCUGUUCAGAGAGAAAACAUUCCCAGUCAGCAACAUCUACAGAAGUGGUCCUACCUGAAUGAGGUACAUUUACCAUGUAUUGAUGCAAGUGUAGACCUUCUCAUUGGCGCCAAUAACUCUAAAGUAAUGGAGCCCUGGCAUGUAAUUAACAGCCAAGAGGAAGGACCCUAUGCUGUAAAGACGGUUCUCGGCUGGAUGGUGUAUGGUCCAGUGACGAAUGAAAACCCGCAUGUCAGAGUCAAGACAACUCCUUACAGUGUUAACCGAAUUGCAGUUGAGGAAGUGGAACAGCUACUUAUACAGCAAUACAACACAGAUUUUCCAGAACGUGUAUAUGAUGAUAAAGAGGAAAUGUCACAAGAGGAUAAGUUGUUCAUGAAAUCAGUGCAAAGCACAACCAAGUUCAAAGACGGACAUUACAGUGUGGGGCUCCCACUGAGAGACAAGGCUGUGAAAAUGCCCAACAACCGAUGUGUGGCCGAACAGCGAGCUGCUGGCCUUAGAAGAAAAUUAACAAGGAACCAAGAGUUUCUUGAGGACUACAAAGGCUUUAUGGAAAGUAUUCUGGGAAAAGGCUAUGCCAUGGAAGUUCCUCAAGACCAGCUUGCCCGUGAUGACAACAGGGUGUGGUAUGUUCCACACCACGGGGUGUACCACCCGAAGAAAAAGAAAAUACGAGUUGUUUUUGAUUGCAAUGCCAGCUUCCAGGAUGUCUCACUCAAUGGUCAGUUGAUGCAGGGACCUGACUUAACCAACACGCUCAUUGGUGCCUUAGUGAGGUUUCGAGAAGAACCAAUAGCUGUGAUGGCGGACAUAGAGUCCAUGUUUUAUCAGGUGAGAGUCCCAGAGACAGACGCUGACCUAUUGCGAUUUCUGUGGUGGCCGGCUGGUGAUCUUAGCACACCUGUAAAGGAGUACAGGAUGAUGGUCCAUCUGUUUGGAGCGACAUCUUCCCCUAGCGUUGCAUCCUAUGUGCUACGAAGAACCGCAGAAGAUCGAAGAGAUACCGCACCCCCAGAAGCUGUGGAAACAGUUCUACAUAAUUUCUAUGUAGACGACUGUCUUAAAUCGGUGGCGACCGAGGAGGAAGCAGUCUUCUUGGUGAAGAAUCUUCGAGACCUGUGUGCUGAAGGAGGUUUUACCCUCACCAAGUGGGUUAGCAACAGCAGGAGAGUCUUGUCUUCCAUUCCUGAAGAACUUCGAACCACUGAAUUAAGAGACCUCGACCUCACACAGGAUGCUUUGCCCACCGAACGAGCUCUCGGUGUACAAUGGUGUACAGAGGAUGAUGUGUUCACGUACAGCAUCAAGCCACAAGACAAGCCCAAGACAAGAAGAGGUGUUCUUUCUGUCGUAAAUUCCACCUAUGACCCUCUUGGCUUCCUGGCACCACUGAUACUCCCCGCUAAGCUUCUCCUGAGAGACCUGUGUAAAGAAAAGCUAGGAUGGGAUGAAGAGAUAAGUGACUCACAAAAAGAACAGUGGAGUAAGUGGUUGGAAGAUCACAGUCUCCUCUCAGGCUUCAAUGUCAGAAGAUGUGUCAAACCUCAGGCCUUUGGAACCAGAGUAGUUGCCAGGUUACACCAUUUUUCAGAUGCGAGUGAGGUCGCCUAUGGCACAGCAUCUUACCUUGUUCUGAUGAAUGACCUAGGCAGAAUCCAUUGUUCCUUGAUGAUGGGGAAGUCUCGAGUGUCCCCACUCAAGCAGAUCACUGUGCCAAGGCUGGAGUUGACUGCAGCGGUGGUUGCAGUCAAGGUGGAUAGGAUGCUGCAAGCUGAAAUGCAGAUCCCACUCCAGCAGUCAAUCUUUUGGACUGACAGCACAACGGUUCUGAAGUACAUCGAUAGUGACACAGCCCGUUACAAGACUUUUGUGGCAAAUAGAAUCACACUUAUACGAGAGGCCACUAAACCAUCUCAGUGGAGGUACGUCAGAACGUCGCAGAACCCAGCUGAUAAAGCAACCAGAGGUAUGAAAGCAAAAAAGUUCAUGGAAGAUAAAGACUGGAUAAAUGGCCCAGAAUUCCUUUCACGGCCAGAAAGUGAAUGGCCACAAAGACCUGACAAUCUGAAUCAGAGCAUGCAGAAUGACCCAGAGGUGAAAAGUGUCACAGUAAACACCAUCACAAUGGAAGAAAAGCUUGAUUGCAUGAACAAGUUAAUCGAGUACUAUGACAGUUGGAACCGACUGAAAAGGGCGACUGCAUGGAUUCUGAAAGUUAGAGAACUUUUGUUCAAUCUGAAAAACAAAAGAAAAGAGUUUCAAAGUGAAAUUAGUCAAACAGAAAAGGAUCCAGUGAAGCAGAAGUUGCUUGUGCAAAAAAGCAUGGAAAGGUACAGGAGUACCAUGGAAAAGAAAGCACUUACCUUGGAACAGCUGACAACGGCAGAAGCAGAAAUCAUCCGGUACAGCCAAGCCCAAUGCUUUCCUGAGGAGAUUAAUGCGCUCUGCAAUAGUAAGUCUGUAAAGAAGAGCAGCCAGCUGCAUAAACUUGAUCCCAUGCUGAAAGAUGGCAUUCUUAGGGUAGGAGGACGGCUAGCUAAAUCUGCCAUGCCAGUGGACACAAAAUAUCCUGUGAUACUGUCCAAACAUUCAAGAGUUGCAUUUCUCAUCCUGAGUGACAUCCAUGAGAGGAUCGGUCACUGUGGGCGUAACUAUAUGUUAUCGCAGUUAAGAGAGAAGUUUUGGAUCCCACAAGCAGUCUCCACCAUCAGAAAGCUCAUAUCCAAAUGCACGGUCUGCAGAAGACUACAAGGACGAGUUGGUGAACAGAAAAUGGCACCUCUGCCCGAAGAUCGUCUUGUACCAGACAAACCACCAUUCACUAAUGUUGGAAUUGAUUACUUCGGCCCAUUUGAAGUGAAACGGGGCCGGGGAACGGUCAAAAGAUAUGGUGUGAUGUUCACCUGCCUCACCAUCAGGGCAGUGCACAUUGAGGUGGCUGAUAGUCUGGACACAAGUGCCUGUAUCAAUGUCCUUCGUCGCUUUGUGAGUAGAAGAGGACAGGUCUCCAUAAUCCGAUCCGACAAUGGCACCAAUUUUGUUGGUGCCGAGAAGGAAUUGAGAGAGGCACUGAAAAACCUGAACCAAUCAGAGAUUGAGAAGACAAUGCAAAAGAAAGGCAUCAAGUGGAUCUUUAAUAGUCCCGCAGCUUCACAUGAAGGCGGGACUUGGGAACGGCAGAUCCGUUCAGUUCGUAGAAUUCUUAGUGCCCUUCUCAAGGAACAGACCUUCACCGACGACAGCCUUCAAACACUUCUUUGUGAGGUUGAAAGCAUAAUAAAUGGCCGACCCAUAACUAGCGUGUCAGAUGAUCCAUACGAUUUAGAUCCUCUGACCCCUAACCACCUGUUGUUGAUGAAGAUGGACUCUCGAAUACCUCCCCCUCCUCCAAGAACGUCAGAAGUGGACGAGACAGAAAAGGAAUUUUGA